UUUCCUCUGCAAUUUCAUUAACCUUACUUUUCUUUUCGGAACAUCACAUCUGUCAAAAGGAAAAGAAGGAAAGAACCGUAAGUGGGUCUGCUCUUACUUUAUAGUUUAUACAAACAGAAUCAAGACUUGAGGAAAAUCCUGAAUGACUGAUUUGUUUCAUCAAACUGCUUUAAUAGCAAUGAGAAAAUGUCUUGAGUUGGACUCUGAGCUUUGCUUCAUCAAAGAGCUUUGAAAGUAAUGAAAAAAUGUCUCCGUUCAAUCAAAACAAUACCAGCACCCCUCCUUCUCCUAGACAUAACAGAACAGGACAGCUGUAUGGCAACACCCGGAGGCCCCAGAGAAGGCUCUUCCAGGACAAUUUAGAAGGCAUUAAUGGCACCCAGCUUACCCAUCCCUAUGUUAGGGAUGGCCAGCAGUUUGGAGCACCCUACAAUGGGGAUGUCAAUGGAGGAAAUUGGGUACCUGAAAGCAUGGAAAUUGAAGGAUCGGAUGAAGCAUGUGAGAUUGAUGAUGAUGAUGAUACCCAUUUUGAUAAAAGGGCAUACAAGCCUGGUACAAUUUCUGAAGACCAGUGGAGGGUAUUGAAAGCCAUCUCUCAGGGGAAGUUUGUGUUUGUGACUGGAUGUGCAGGCACUGGCAAGAGUUACUUGCUUAAGUAUGCAGUAAGUGUACUUGUUGAAUUGCAUGGUCCUUCAUCUGUUUUUGUGACUGCAUCAAGUGGGAUUGCUGCUUGUGAACUAAAGGGUAGAACGUUGCAUUCUUUUGCUGGGAUCAAGUUAGGGCUGGAACCUGCAACAAAUUUGGCAUUCAGUGUUAGAAACAAUCGAGAGGCCUUGAAAAGGUGGAUGUCUGCAAAGGCCUUAAUAAUUGACGAGAUAAGUAUGAUAGAUGGCGAGCUUUUGGACAAAAUAGAAUAUGUAGCCAGGCAAAUAAGAAGAACCAAUCAAGUAUUUGGUGGGUUGCAGCUGGUUGUCAGUGGGGACUUCUUUCAACUCCCACCGGUGAAGCCUACUGACCUUAGCAGACAGUUUGCUGUCGAGGCACACUGCUGGAAGAAGUGCUUUAAUAAACAAGUAGAGUUGAGACAAGUCUUUAGGCAAGCGGAUUGUGAGUUUGUAAGCAUGCUGAAAGAAGUUCGAAGGGCUAAUUGCAGUGCUAGGACCAUUUCAAGGCUAAAUAGUUGCAUAAGACCGCCUAUUUGGGCUGAUAACAAUGGUAUAGCCCCAACAAGACUCUUUCCGAUAAAAAAGGGGGCACAAAUUUGUAAUGAUAGAGAGUUGAUGGCCUUGAACAAUGAAAUCAUUCCUUUUAGAGCAAGGAAUGAAGGACUUGGGAAGCUGCUGCUAAAUGGUGGAUUGGCCCCUGAAGAAUUGUAUCUUUGUGAAGGUGCCCAAGUGAUGCUGAUAUGGAAUAUAGAUUUUGAGGUAGGACUUGUGAAUGGUGCAAGGGGAGUAGUUGUAGGAUUCACUUACGGUGAGAUGGAGGAUCGAUGGGAUAUUAGUCCAAAAGGUCUUUGGCCAGUGGUGCGAUUUCAUUGCCUCAGGGAAAAUAUUGUUGUAAAACCAGUGGUAUGGGAGGUGUUUGAGAAUGGUGGUGUGGUGGCUAGUAGGAUGCAAGUCCCUCUUAUCCUGGCGUGGGCAGUAAGUGUGCAUAAAUGCCAGGGAAUGACAUUGGAUAGAGUUGAAACUGAUCUAUCCAGGGCAUUUGAAUUUGGCAUGGUUUAUGUGGCCCUUUCUCGCAUAAAAAGCCUUGAAGGACUUCGACUAACUGGCUUUGAUCCACAGAAAAUCAAAGCACAUCCUAAGGUGUUUGACUUCUAUGAAAGCUUUACAGUGCAGGAGAUCAACCAUAGUGAUAAUAUAGCUGCCAGAGGUUUGGCAUAGUGGGAAGAGAAGGAUAUUAUAUCUUAGUCAUGGAUUGUUUCUGAAUUUAACUGUGUCAGAUUAAUGUAAUGUCAAUGUUUCAGGUCACACUCUGUGAGUCAUCAUCAGAGUCACAUUCAACUCCUCUAUCUUUCUACAUAAUAGAGAUAGAUCAUAGAGUGUGACCCAAAACAUUGACUAAACAAAUCUAACACAAUUAAAUCUAGAAAUUCAUGACAAUCAUUAAUGUCUUUGGAGAGUCAUUCCCUUCCGCAAAUAGUGAUGCUAACAAUUGAAAGUAGAAUUUGGAUUAGCAUGUGGCUUAAACAUUGCUGUAAACCAAAAGGUUUACAAAGAGAAAAAGCAAUUGUAAAGAAGGAAAAGCUCUUGUAUAGUUUUAAAUCUACAAUUGAGUUGUUCUAAUCGAUGAUGGUAAUCUUUUGUCUCUCA
This is a messenger RNA of Cryptomeria japonica (Japanese cedar), 2312 nucleotides long. RefSeq names its product ATP-dependent DNA helicase PIF1. The transcript has 2 exons. The record is from RefSeq and is a predicted model, not a curated record. Gene Ontology annotation, molecular function: DNA helicase activity. NCBI's taxonomy places the organism in Eukaryota, Viridiplantae, Streptophyta, Pinopsida, Cupressales, Cupressaceae. Gene Ontology annotation, biological process: telomere maintenance; DNA repair. Bases 246 to 1883 code for a protein of 545 amino acids.